This is a messenger RNA of Sabethes cyaneus, 1134 nucleotides long. RefSeq lists its product as uncharacterized. The transcript has 3 exons. Bases 1 to 1134 code for a protein of 377 amino acids. The record is from RefSeq and is a predicted model, not a curated record. Lineage: Eukaryota; Metazoa; Arthropoda; Insecta; Diptera; Culicidae.
AUGGCCAAGGAACUGAGAAUUUCGCAAUCAACCAUGAAGAAUAUUUUGGAAGAUGAUCUUCGAUUGAUUCUGUGCAUAAAACAACGGGUGCACGGUUUCACCGAAAAGCAGAAGGUAGCAAGCGUCGAAAGAUGUCGGAGGCUGCACAAACGGCACGGUGAUUGUGAAAUUUUGUUUCCGGGCAAAAAAACGUUCUUGCCACAGCAUCACCACAACCAACAAAAUGAUUGGAUAUUUGCAGCUCAUCUUUGUGCCAUUCCUUGGGACGAAUUGGCUGUUCAAAGGUUUCAGAAUGUUUCCAACGUGAUGCUGGCCUUAGCCGCGGUGGCUCAGGCGCUUUCGAUCGACGAUCGCGGUCUGGAUAUCAACAUCAAUGUGGAGAAGAGCUCGAAUCUGUACCAUCACGGUAGGGUCAGUUCCUUCGAGUACGGUUUGGACGUUGUGAAGCAGGUGGACAAUCAUUUCCAGCAUAAGGUCAAGGGUGAGGAUGGUGUAACUUACGGAUGCUACGGAUUCGUCGAUCCCGAUGGCAAGCCACACCUGGUGCAUUACGUGUCCGAUUUGAAGGGCUACCGCGUUGUUCCACCGGAUCAUGCCACCAAGAUUUACAUCUCCCGCCUGGAAAAGAGCAUAAACAACGUCUAUCAAGCCUCCAUCGAAAAGGAUGUCCAAUGGAAGGAUCUAUUUUUCCCACCGGCAUGCCGGACGCUACGCGCAGAACUUGAGAAGCUGGCUCCCGUAACCACUCGUCGACCAACCACUCCACGCCCAACAACUCCACGCCCAACAACUACUGCACGCACAACAACUACUCCGCGUCCCACGACAGCCGCCCCGAUAGAACCGGAAUUCGGUGAUUCGAGCAACUUGCAUGAAGCCUUCGCACCGAAUCAGGAUUCCGGCUCGUGUUCGCGAGUAUGUGAUGCACUUCGAGUUGAGCUGCAGGAUAUUAAAUCCAAACUGAAGACUCUGAUCGAUUCACUGAGCGAUAAGAAGGAACAACGAGUUAGACCGAUCAGUGGAAAUAGCUCGUAUGCCUAUUUCCCGGUUCUGCUGAGUGAUAGCCCACCGGCGGGUUUCGACGGUCGAUCAGGAAAGUAUGCUCUACCAGUAUUUGCGCAGUGUGGCAACUGA